AGGGGGGGUGAGACAGAGAGAGGAACAGACAGGACCAGACGGACGUCCGUUUGCAGUUUAGUCGCCGGUCACUCAGCUGAAAACACGGAACCAUUAAACCUGAUUGCUAACGGAUGGAACCGGACAUUUAAACUAGGCUUAAUUAACUGCAUUUAGCUACGUUCAAACUACAUUUACCCUGCUGUACCGACACUUCUACGGUACGCCAAUAGAUAGAUAGAUAGAUAGAUAGCGGAGGAAGAGGAGGAGAAACCGGAGAAGCGAGGAGGAGGAGAGAACCGAGACAGAAGGAGGACGGACGGACCGGAGGGGAAGGAGAGGAGGCUGGAGAGAAAAGGGAAGAUUUUUUUGGGGGGGGGAGAGUUUGGCGUGGUGGUUUUUUGGUCUCCUCUCCUUCUUCCGAUCGCUUUCUCUUCUCCAGCCCUUCCCCGCUUUCCUCGUCAGGAGUACUUAUGUCUGGUUUCAGGAGGCUUUAAAUGUUGAACUUGAUGGGUGUUUUAAACGCCACAGCCACCAAUGUCUCCUGUACUUGUAACUGCAAGCGCUACACCUCCCUCCAGAGCAUGGAAAUCACCCAGCUGGAGUUCAUCCAGAUCCUGGUGAUCGUUGUAGUGAUGAUGGUGAUGGUGGUGGUCAUUACCUGCCUGCUGAACCACUACCGCCUAUCAGCACGCUCCCUCCUCUCCAGACAUGCCCCCACACGCCGGAGACACCUUCCAUUGGCCAACGAGGGCGGUCUGUGGUCUUCUGAGGGCACCGGGACAAACAGUGGUUUGAAUGAGCACCAGGUGUAUAACCCACGUCCUCCAGACAGAGGGGUCCCCUCGUCCUACCUACAGCGGGAGCCUCAGCACGCCCAGUCCCAGCCCCCUCUCCAGUCCCAGCGCUUCCAGCACACAUAUGCCCCGAGUCGCUUCCAGCCGACAUAUCCCUAUCUGCCCCAGAGCCUCAUCGAUCUUCCCCCCACUAUCUGUCUCUCAGACGGGGAGGAGCCACCGCCAUACCAGGGCCCCUGCACCCUGCAGCUUCGAGACCCGGAGCAACAGAUGGAGCUGAACCGCGAGUCGGUCAGAGCACCGCCCAACCGAACAGUGUUUGACUCCCACCCCCUCGACCCGUCCAGCUCCUGUUUGCAGGCUAGUCUGCAGGCCCCUCCUCCGAGUGUCCAUCCAGGCCUCAGUGUGCUAGAAGCCCAGGAGUCCUUGUCCCGGCAGCAGAAGCAGGGCUCUCGAGUAGAAGGAGCUCCACCAGCAUACAGUGAGGUGAUUGGGCACUACUACCACCCGACAUCCUUGACCCCCGGCCACAACCAUCGGACUGUAUCGUCCUCACAAACACCCCCGUCCUCGUUUAUACACGGUUUGCUCCGACCUCCAUCUCAGCAGCAAGGAAGUGUGGACAACAGGAAUGCGAGGAAUUCGAAGGAGAAAUCCCAGAAGCCCCAACAGGUGUGACAGUACUGAUUCAUUAUUAUUAGCCUGCAGGAAAACCAGGAUUAUAUCUGCUCGCCACUUGGGAAAUGGUCAGUAAAAAUGAUGAACAAACUGGUCAAUGGUAAAAUCCACUCUGAAAGGUUUAAGUGCUGGUUCAUGUUGGUUGUAAUUGUUGCUGGCAUUUGGUCAGUUUCAGUUUCCCCACUUCAUGGAUUGCGCCGGGACUGGGAAGCAGCAUACGCUGGCUUCUCGUUAGGUAAGAACACCUGCACAUUUGCAGGAGAAAAUCUGGUACUUCCUGCUCCACAGCUUCUUACUUCCUGUUUGAGGAGCACUUCAGAUGAACCGAUGAUGAUGUCAGAGAAGAAGGGCUGAAGGUGGAAAGGGAAGGAUGGAGACAGAAGCCUCCUUCUUCCCUCCAGAUCACCCCUCCUCUAGACUGAUCUAACUAGUCUCCAUUCAUUAUAAAUAUUUACAUGUUCUGUUUGUUUCUAUAGAACUUUUUAUGUCUUUGUUUGUCUUUUUCGCACUUGCAGAAGAAAUUCUAUCCAGGCAAAUGGCGAAAUGUUGCAAUCUUCUUGGUUCUUCCAGGUUUUGUUUUCUAGUGAUAAUCCCCCUCGCUGCUUCAACUCCAUUUAGUUCUGUUUCACGUUCAAGACUGCACAAUCCAGCGUUGGUAGUGACUCCUGCACGAGGCUUUAGCUGUUUCACUGGGACCUGUUAGCACAUUAGGAUAUUUCCAGAAAGAUCCAAGUAUAGUUAGUGUUAUCUAGCUUACCACUUGUAGCACAGUGCUAGUCCUCGAGCUAAACGUUCUGCCUUAUAUCGACCAACCGGUGCAGGAGUUGUUGCUAAAAUCCUUUUUUCAGUCUAGUUUAGUUUUAGCCUUUUUAACUUUAUUUUUUCUAAGGAAGGUUUGCACAAAGUUUUUGACUGUUCACCACAGAAAAAGAAAAAAAAUCUGCAAUAUGAUUGACAAGAGAGAAAACAGAAAGUAGGGAUAUUUUUCUAAACUUGAUAGAUUUGUUUGAGUAAAAAUGUUUUUUUUUUCUGUUUUUAUAUGUUGUCUAGUUUUAGAAAAAGAAACAAACAUCAGUAAUCUGUUGGGGUGCCAACUUUCACAUUGAACAUUUUGCUACAUACAUGUUGGCAUGUAUAUACAUUACAUAUUGAGUAUAUAUACACACAUGUAUGCAAACCGAGAGCGAACUUAAAAAGCACGAAUUUAGAGUUAUUUAUAUAAUUGCUGAAAAGAAUUGCACUAUGUUUUAGGAUGCGCAGAUGGAACAUGUGAGAGAGACUUUUUGUUGUGAAGGAGCUCUGUCUAUUGAGGCAUAGGUAUAACGAGAGAGACCUGAAACCACAGGGACUUACCAGAGGGUCGGGCCAGCUCAGUGCACAGCAUCCAGUAUCCCGAUAACACAUCAAGGGGAGAUUCUGACUUUUGUUCAAUGGACUCGGAUCAACCAUUAUUGUACCAUUGAUAAAAAAUUAUAAAUCCCUUGUUUAUGCAAAUGUCUGAGUCCUGUAAGCCAACCACAAGUCAGCAUUCAACCUGUAGGCCCAAUCAGAAACUCUGCUUGUAGUGCUCUCUCACUCUCUCAUCCUAUUGGCCGAAUCAUUAGCCAAUCCCAAAGCUGGCAGUCCUUACCUCGACCAAACAAGCCAAGCACAUACGAGUUUGCUCACGUUAAUCAGACUUUGUCGCAUUGAACAAAUGUCUGAACUAAUCAAGACAAUGUGUAAUGUAACAGUAGAGUAGAGUGAAGUAGAGUAGGAUGUAACAGAGUUUUCUUUCCUGCUGUGUGUUAUUUUAUUUGAAUGUCAGAGAGAGAGAGAGAGAGAGAAACAAUGCAGAUCCAGUGACACCUAACAUCCCCUUUGUAGAGCACUACUCAGGCAGGAAACCAGGUCGCCCUACAGGCCCUGAAUAAGGGACACACUGACUGUGCACUGCUUUGGCCUCACACGCCAACACAUGCAGAUGGUAGAGCAACAUUUGUGGUCACACACAGCAAAUUUCUUUUAAAAUUGCGUUUCUUCUCACUUCCCAACACACAUAUACACACACACACACACACACACACACACACAGCCCCCCUCUGGCAAUCAUCCCUCUCUCUGCAGGCAUCUCUGAGCACUUUACUGCACCAGGAAAGAGACAACAAUCGUCUGUCAGCCAGCGCCGGCCUUGGCUCACCGCCACACGAAAAAAAACUUAAAAACUACGGUAGAAUCCUUUUAUAUUCUAGGUUAGAUUCCCCACCCUUUAGGGCCACACUUUUAAAAGAUGCAAAGAGAUGUGCUCCAAAACUUUAAAUAUUCUUCAAGUGGAAAACAAAUCAAAACCGCACUACGUGGACUCGUUGAUUUAUCGUUCUGAAUUCUAUAUGAUCUGUAAAUGUCAUGACUAGGGCUGGGUAUCGUUUUAAAUUUAGAGUUUCAGUAUCAGUACCAAAAUUUGAGAAAUAUACAUGUAUUUUUAUACAAAACCCUUCUUAGACAAAUCCCUUUUAGUUUAUGAAAUGUUCAAUAGUUUUUACACAAGCAGCAGUUUAAGAAUAUUGGCUAAAUAAAAAACAAUCUAAAAUUGACAAAACUUACCAAAAAACAAAUGAACUUGUGUCCUUUUAAAAGUUUUUUUUUUUUUUUUUUUUUAAACCAUAGUGGAUAUUUCUGUUUUGGAGCAGAACUCUUUGUGCGAUGAAUGCAGCACAAGAUGGGUUGUUGCAAACUAGACACGUUGAAGUGUUGAAAAGUGACACGAGUGUUAAUAGCAACUCGUCUUUUGUCAUCUUUUAAUGAGUGUAGAAAUAAAGGAAAAACUAGUGUCCUCAAGUAGAAUAUUAGAAUAUGUAGAUGUUUGUAUUUUUGUCUUUUAAGUUGCUGCUUGUAUGAAAAGUGUUCAGUGUGACCUCCACUCUUUUGUUAUGAAUUUAUAUUGAGGGUAUCACAGGUUGGCCCAAAUGAAGCUAGUGCCCUUAAGGGUCCAGUCUUUAUGCAACAGCGCCCUCCACAGGGACUGAACCAAAUUUCCUGAAGCUGAGUCAGCUGAGGAGAGGAGAGAGUCAAAUGGCCAAAAAAAAUCAUUUUAUAAUCCUCAUAUUCUAUGUCUUUUCUUUCCCUCUCAAAUGAAUCGCAGGUGUUUCGGAGCUAAUCAUCUGUUUUCUGAAAGAUAAAUCCCUGGUGAUCUUGGAAAAGACCAGAAGGUCCUUUAAGAACAUGUGCCAGUGUUUUGAAGUUAUUUCCAGAAUUCUUAAAAAGUCAUCUAACCAUCUGGAUAAAAAAAUGUUUAGUCCGCUGUACAAUAAAUUAUUUUUAACUUGUUUUCCAUGUUGCGACUCUGUUUCCUAAUCCAAACAAAGAUGGUAACCAGAAGUGACAGUUAAAAAUCUUUUCUAUUAUGCAGCAGACAAAAUCAUUUUUAUGAGGAGUCUUUGAGGAUUCUGGAAAUACGGUAUCUUCAAAACAGAGUGGCAAGUGGCAACGACCAUCUGGGAUUUUUAAAGGAAAACAGAUGCUUAGACUGAGUGUAUUCUAAACAGCAAUGAACCUCUACAUUUUUUGGGGGGGUAUUUAGAAAAACAGGCUCUUCCUCAGAUGAACAGUGGAAAUUUUCUGUUUCUCUGCGAUACAAAAAAGACAAAAAGGUGAAAAAUAAUCAAAAUAAUUUAUUUGCGGUUCACCUUCCCUUUGUCUUGUUUACUGUCUCUCUUUCUUCUUUGUUCAUGAGCUGCACUGUCAUUUUAAUUAAAUACAUAUUAAGAAAAACAACAUAUAAAGAAAUUAACACUUGACCCAAAGCAGCUAAAGAAGUGAUGAGUGGAUCAAUCAAAGUAUGAAUCACCUUUGACCUCAGAAUGAGAUUAUAAGUCCUAUUGACCUUCCCUUCGCUUCCCUUUCCUGGACUGUUUCCUUUUUGAAAUGGUUUGGUUCCCUGCAAUGGAGGGUUUGCAGCGGGUAUGAAAAGGCUGGACAGGCUUUGAUCAGGGCGUCACAGUAAAAAAUGAGAUCAAUGUAGGAUCAAUCUUUACUUCAGGGAAACCUGCGCUGGCUGACAAUACAAAAAAAGACAGGAGGAGAGGAGGAAAAACUCCUUCUGAGGCUCAAAUCACACAUUUCCUCACACAGGUGAAAUCAUUUUACUAGCGCUGCUGAUAACCACAUUACCCACACAUUCACACUGGUAUGUUUACAUGCAGAGAGGUGAACACAGUUGUAGUUAUUCACCAGCUUUCAUUGACCUUCUGCUUUUCUGCAACCCUUCAGUUUUCUAUAAAUUUUUGUAGUGGCUCCAGAAAGCUAUGACAGACAAUUUAAACCAAUGUCAACCAGCUACCUAAUUAGUGUUUUCUUUCAAAAUUCAAAUCCUGGGAACCACUGUUCACAGGAUAGAUUUUCUUGAUACAUAAUCACAUGCCCCUAUGUUGAAGUUAAUAUAUUCACAAAUGAAAGCAAUCAGGACUGUCUGCUAAAAUGUGUCCAAGCCAGUAAUAGUUUCUGUUUGAAGUGGUCACACAUAUCUCUCUGCUUUAAGCCAGUGUUACAGCAGAGUGUUUUUGUAAAGUCAGCGGACAAUGUCUUUUCCCAGAGUUUGUGUGUGUGUGUGUGAGAGAGAGAGAGAGAGAGAGAGAGAGAGAAAGAGCUGUUAAUGUACUCUGACUUGCCCUGGGAAAGACCUCCAGCUGUCUAGACAAAAACUAAACACACACACACACACACACAGAGCAGACUAAACAAACUAAAUUAAGAACUAGACCUUCCACACACACAGGUGCACUUUCAUUCCUCGACAUACAUUUUUUUUCUUAUUGUGGACCACACAAGAUAGCAAAAAUAACAAUCACACACACACACACACACACACACACACACACACACCUGGAUUGCCUCAAGAGUUACCUCCCCCUUCCUUCUUCUUCCUGUCUGACCGAGUUCUUCCUGUUCCCUAGAGAUGCCUGCUGUGCAAUGACAGAGCUCCUCUCAGACUGGCCCUAGCUGGCAUUGGCUGGCUGUCUUUCGCUCUCCUUUUGAAACGUUCGUUGUUUAUUGUGGUUGCUAUGUCGUACAAGUGUGCCUGCCUAUGCUGAGAAGGGCAAAAUGUGAGCGGUUAGUUUGGGCUGUCAAUCAUCCCAGGCCACGCCUUCUUACUGUCUCAGAUGAUGAUGAUGAUUGGAUGAUGAUUGAGGAUGAUGAAGAUAGAUGUUUUUGAUAGUGAUGCCGCAGAGAGCGUUGCAAUACACCUACUAUUUGCCUUUUUGAUAAUAUUAGUCAUAUUUUAGCGUAGUGUGCUAAAUGUACGUUGUUUUUUUUGUUGUUGUUGUUAUUAUUGUUGUUUAUUCACUUGAGAACAAAAAAGGUCAUUUUACUUCAAUCCAUCCAACUUUUUUCUUUUUUUCAUUUGUAAAACCAACUUUGAGAGUGUAAAACUACUUAACACACAAAAUCUGCAGAUCUCUGGGAGGAUGUGUAAAUACAAGAAAAUGUACUUAAGCUUUUAAGUGCCCUUUCCAGUUUAAAGAGCAAACGGUGCGAUUUGUCACGGGGUGAAAAAGAUGAAUCCCCCACAUUUUUACAUUCUUCAUUUGAGAACAGUUUAUUUUUAAGAUAGUCUUGUGCACCUCAUUCAGGUCUGAGGUCGUUUUUAAGCACAUUUUGCUCACGCACUUACACGUUCAAGUAUACUUCUUUGUGCAUGUAAACAUCAAGUCCUGGUAAACCAAUUUGCCCACUACAUUCUUAAACAUGACCUCUGCUCGCCCGGCCCAGCGUCUACAUGUGUGCCUUCUGGCGUCCGGGUUCAACAAAGACUUCUGUCUGCCUGUAAGACACGUUAUAGUGCAAUGAACCCCUCAGCUACAUCAAUGCUGUUGCCUUGUGACACUUAUCAGAAAGCAUUGCAGUAUCUAUAAAAUAUUCGGCCAUGAUGUUUGGAUGCACAUACACUGCAGGAAAAGGAAAAAAAUUGAUUAAAUGUGAGGAAUGACAAAAACAGUUCACAGAAAUUGAAAGUUUAUUUUUUAAUGAAUUAACUUUUAGUCUCAAUCUUUAAGUCAACAAGGAUGAUAAGUCCUUAAUGCACCCAGAAGAAAAUGUAAAUGUGAACAUCCACUACAAACGCCAUCCUCUGAAGAAGAUUGUGUGAUACAUUUAAAGCUCCAGGGCACCUACUGAGUGGUCCCUCAAAAAUAUUUAAUAUGAUGCUACGUCUUGUCAUUUUAGGUAUUUUUACUUAAAUCAGUCUUACUUUUCAUCAUUUUUUCCCCUUUUCCUAGCAAAUAUGUGCUUCCAUAAUAAUGGGUAUAUAGAUGGUGAAUGUUACAACAUAUAAAUUUUGCUCACUAGUUAGCCUACUCAUGCUGCAUUCCCGAGAUGUCGGAAAAUCUGAAAUUUCGUUAACAUCUAGAAUAUCCGCUAAAGUUGUAUUUUUAGCAUAGCAUGAACUUCAUAUCAUACAAUCUUACUUUUUAAACUUAAGUUUAAUGUGACAAGAAACUUUGACCUAAUAAUUUAAUGGAAUGCAACAGUGGAGCCAACAUGGCUGCCAGGGAAAUGAACAAACAUGGUUUUUCAGCUACACUACAGCCCAGUUUUCUGUCCACAGCAUCAUUAAAGACUGAAGAUUAAAGAUUUCCAAAGAAAGAAUCAUCCUAAACGAGACUCUUGUCACUGAAAAACAAGACAAGUGUUACACCUGACUUGAACUUUUUCAUUUUUUAUUAUCUUUGGGCAAACACUUUACUUUACAAAUUCCUUUUCGCAGAUCCUGUAACACUGUCCUUCACCUGUAGACAAGUAUUUUUGGUACACAAUAACAUUAACGAGUACUUGUUUGAAAGAAGAUCUUGAAGAAGAAUAACUCAUUAAGAAAUUAUACCAUUAGUACUUGUAGCAGACUGGAGGAAGGCAAAAUGUAAAACAAACUGUUUUCCCCUUUUGUGUUUUUGCUCAUUCUGCAUCGUUGUGUUCUUUACUGCUCACCCUGCUCUUUGAAUCAGCGCAGCAUGGCGCCUUUCCUCUGACAAUGAUGAAGAAAAUAUAAGUAAACACUCUUUUGGUUGCAGUGUGCAUAUUCAACAAAUCAUUCAUAUCUUACAGGACAGCGUUCUGAUGCUCGUCCACCGCGGUGACUAUUGUAGAACUCUUCCACUUGUUGUUAAGUUUUAUCCUGCAAGCAUGUUAAAUGUGGGACUUGUACAAUAGAUCAGUUUAUUCUGGUCAGGAUUCCUACAUGCAGCUGGUCUACACUUUUGAGAAAACUAUGAUAAAAGGCUGUGGUUGUGUACAGAAAAAUAUAACACACAAACAAUGAUCAGGUUUUGGAAGAUCUGUGAAAUCUUUACAUUCAGUCAAGACCAGAUGUCAGAUAAAAUAUGUAGGAACCCUGGUCUGUUUAUGUAGAAAAACGUUGAGUUCCCAUUUAAAAUCCAGUCUGUUAUCUGUCACAGCAUGGCUCACAUACUUAUAUAGAGGCCUACUUAUUCUCAAUGAUAAUAAUUGCUUAUUUGUGUAUUAAAACUGUUUAUUUAAAUUUAUAUUGGAUGGUCUACGUGUUGCAAGGUUUGUUAUGUUGUUUUUUUCUUCUCUGUUUGUUACAAACAGAAGACAAUGGUUCGUUGUUGUCACAGAACAUGGUAUGAAUCGGACACAUUUCAGUUAGCCUACUACGAUUUAAAAAAUGAAUAAAAAAGUUUUAUAAAUAUG
This is a messenger RNA of Micropterus salmoides (largemouth bass), 9137 nucleotides long. It is a transcript of the gene pmepa1, whose product is annotated as prostate transmembrane protein, androgen induced 1. The transcript is spliced from 5 exons. The record is from RefSeq and is a predicted model, not a curated record. NCBI's taxonomy places the organism in Eukaryota, Metazoa, Chordata, Actinopteri, Centrarchiformes, Centrarchidae. Gene Ontology annotation, molecular function: R-SMAD binding. Gene Ontology annotation, cellular component: early endosome membrane; Golgi membrane. Gene Ontology annotation, biological process: negative regulation of transforming growth factor beta receptor signaling pathway. Bases 477 to 1454 code for a protein of 325 amino acids.